GCUUUGUAACCCUUCUACUUCCUUUUUGUCUAAAUGGGUUCGUCCCGGUGGAGAGGGGUUCGGAGGGAACAACCUACAUAUAGGCAAGCCCCUCCCAUUCUCCAUUUACAAAGUACUACUACUGCUUUUCCCUUUUUGCUUCUGCUUCAUCACUUUGUGAUUUCCUUCUGGCAUGGUCUUUACUCUCAUAGCAUGGAUGAUCGACCAGUUCCUCCUUACUUUACCUUAACAUACUUUGUGUAUCUAUUUCAGUGGAGCUUUCUUUCUUUUUUUUUUUUUAUCCACAGCAUCCGCGGGGCAUAUUUGGAGCGAAGGAGUUGGACUGGGGCUCAUUCCUCGAUUCGUCUUGAAGACAUUCGUCGUCGGUUACUUGGUUUGCAUUUACAUUCACUGAUUCAUAUCUCCUUUCCCAAUUUGUCAUUUUUUCCCUGGCCAUUCAUGACAAAAAGGUUAAUGAUAGCGGUUGAUUUCUUGCACCUUUUCUUUUUUCAAUAGGGAUGGUUAUAUGUACGUCUUGAUUCGCACGCACUGCAUCGCAUUGGAGGUAUAGCCUGGACAGCCAUUCGUAAUACUAUACUAUCUCUGCAGACGAGACAUGAACAAGCUUCCAUCCAAAUCCGCCAUUGCGGCGUAGCUCCUGCUGGACUAUUGAGCCACGAAGUAGUGAAUUU
Molecule: messenger RNA, 671 nt
Organism: Aspergillus saccharolyticus JOP 1030-1
Lineage: Eukaryota; Fungi; Ascomycota; Eurotiomycetes; Eurotiales; Aspergillaceae
Exons: 1
Coding region: 34-495 (153 amino acids)
Source: RefSeq, a predicted model, not a curated record